This is a messenger RNA of Rhipicephalus sanguineus (brown dog tick), 928 nucleotides long. RefSeq names its product immediate early response gene 2 protein. The transcript has a single exon. Bases 155 to 856 code for a protein of 233 amino acids. Lineage: Eukaryota; Metazoa; Arthropoda; Arachnida; Ixodida; Ixodidae. The record is from RefSeq and is a predicted model, not a curated record.
CCCCUAACGGUUAGUCUCCCGAGUGUCUCCGGGGCUGUCGGCUGGUUCGUGUCGUAGUCCCGUCGUUGUGCUCGGCAUCGGCGCGUAAAAUUCGCCAGUGAAUUCUCGAGAUCCACGUCGCCCGCGGCCAUUGAACAUCGUCUGCCCGGGGAACAUGGUUAUGGACAACGACGCGCAGAAGGUUAUCGCCAUUUCUCUGGGAAAGAUAGCGACGUCUCGAGUUCAGCGUGGUGGGCCCAGUCUGCAUCGUAGCCUGCUCGUAGCCAGUGUACUGUACAAAGCCCGCACGACUUAUUUCGACGAUGCUCUGCAGACGAGCGGUGCGUCCUUUUCGCCCGUGGUGUGCGCGCCGUGCCCGAACGACGACGAGGCGGCCGAGCAGAUCGACGUCGAAGAGCCUCUCGCUAAGCCUAACCGGACGGUGACGUCGCCCGUGACGUCAGCGUACGAGGAUUGCGCCAGCACGGACGGCGGCGACGACAAGGAGAACGUGGAGCCGCCGACCGAAGCCUCGCUGUCUUCUGCCCGCUGCCUUAAACGACGUCGCACUCACGCCGAAGACGAGGACAGCGGUGCGAAGCGAAGUCGUCUCUGGAGGCGGUCUUCCUGCGACUCCGACGACUCCGAUCAGGAUGACCUACAGGAAGUGGACGCGAUGGAGGUCGAGUCCAUAUCGAACUUGGUUUUGGCCUUCAAUUCUGGUCUGAAGGGCCUCUCUUCGUCCUGGGAUAACUGCCAGCCGUCCUUGGAAGAAUCGCAGCUCCGACGGGGUGCCUCGUUGCCCGACAUGUGUUCGGCGCAAUCCGAUGUGCUCCGGACUGCGUUCUCAGCACCCGUGUUGGCGCUAACCGUCUGAGGUUCUUCCCCCAGUCUCUCAUCGCUCGCCUGUAAAUAGGACUCAUACGCCUUGUACAGAUGCCCACGUUUC